AUUACCAAUAAUCACAAGCUGGUACAAGUUAUGGCUGCCAAGAGGAACUGUUAAACAUCGUCUCUAUCAUUUCACAGGCCUACGUAAUUCUAUCAAAAUGCCAGCACCCUACUAAAAAAAAACUUGGAAUUGCGUCACACCUAUAUUUGGAUAUAAAUUGGAUUUGUUGAUGAGGUUUUUAGGUCCCAGGGCCUUAAAACAUCAAGAUGCGGAUUUUAACGAUGGAGAACCUGCACCGUGUGCAGAGGGCAGCUGAGCAAGUUGCAAAAAAUGUAGCUGAGACAGUGACCCAAGCACCAGCAGAUGGCGCUGAUAGCGGUGUUACCACAUCAGGUGAUGAUAGCACUGCAAGCGCUCCUCAACAGACUAACUUCGACAAAUUAAAAGACAAAUUUAUGGAACAAUUUGAAAAAUUACCUAUUUGGGCUAUAAUAUUAAUAUGUGCUGGUGCGUUACUUAUACUUGUAUGUUGUACUUACUGUAUGUGUAAGAGAUGUUGUCGCAAGAGAAAAAAGAAAGAAGGAAAGAAAGGUUUAAAAGGAGCUGUUGAUCUCAAAAGUGUCCAAUUACUUGGAAAUGCUUACAAAGAAAAGGUGCAGCCUGAUUUAGAUGAACUCCAAGUUAAUAUGGAAGAUAACGAAGAUGCUGAAAGUACGAAAUCUGAAGUUAAACUUGGAAAAUUACAAUUUUCACUUGAUUAUGACUUCCAGAAAGCUGAGUUAUCAGUAGGUGUAAUACAGGCAGCUGAUCUACCUGGUAUGGAUAUGAGUGGUACCUCAGAUCCUUAUGUCAAGGUCUACCUUCUACCUGACAAAAAGAAAAAGUAUGAAACUAAGGUUCACAGAAAAACUCUCAAUCCAGUCUUCAAUGAAACCUUCACAUUCAAGGUCCCUUAUGCAGAGAUUGGUGCCAAGACACUAGUAUUUGCUGUGUAUGAUUUUGACAGAUUCUCUAAACAUGAUCAGAUCGGUCAGGUGAAGAUUCCAUUAAACAGCAUUGAUCUUGGUCGUGUUACAGAGGAAUGGCAGGAUCUAACCAGCCCUGAUAAUGAGGCCGAAAAGGUACUUGUAACUUAUUUUUGA
Molecule: messenger RNA, 1082 nt
Organism: Patella vulgata (common limpet)
Lineage: Eukaryota; Metazoa; Mollusca; Gastropoda; Patellidae
Product: synaptotagmin-1
Exons: 7
Coding region: 207-1082 (291 amino acids)
Biological process (GO): synaptic vesicle endocytosis; cellular response to calcium ion; calcium ion-regulated exocytosis of neurotransmitter
Cellular component (GO): dense core granule; axon; synaptic vesicle membrane
Molecular function (GO): calcium-dependent phospholipid binding; clathrin binding; calcium ion binding
Source: RefSeq, a predicted model, not a curated record